ACGUCAUGAGUUUUUCCGGUCAUGGCGUUAUAACAGAAACAGUACUCGAUCAGCAGCUAAUGGCGAUUCUGAUAGCCAAAUAUUCCCACUUUUUCGGGAUACAAAAGCAAGCUGUUUACCCCAUGCAAUGAUUUCAUCAUUUCUUCGCAUUCUACUUCCACUGGGAGUGUUAUAAGGAUUCUUAAAACGACAUCUUUUGCGUGUCGAACGACUUGGUUUUAUAAUUCCUUUUGCAAAGGAGAGAAAAAGACCCGACUUCCUUGAUCAGGCGCGUUGUUGCUGCUUGGUUUGUCCGGGGAAUUUUUGCUUUUUUCGGAGCUCGAAGUUUCCAAGAAGUUGUCAGACCUUUUGGAGACGUGUACAUAUAAGCAUUCAGCUAAGUUUAAGCAUACCAAUGGUAUAAGAGUUUCAGUUGUAGACAACUGUUUUUAGAUUGACAUCCAAGAUGCCUAUUCAAACACCGCAGUGGACAGAAUUCCUUACCUGUCCGAUUUGUUGCAAUGAAUUUGAUGACAGCCUUCGAAGACCCAUCAGUUUAGGAUGUGGCCAUACGAUGUGCAAGGCUUGCCUUUCGACUUUACAUAAAACCCAGUGCCCUUUUGAUCAGGCAGCCGUCAGUAUAGACAUUGACAAGCUGCCGGUAAAUACUGCUUUGCUCCAGUUGGUUGGAGUACAAGAUUUAGACGAGGGCAUACCAGAUAUUGAAUGCAUAAAGGAGAACAAAACUAUGUAUCUCAAUGCUAUAAGAAAAAUCAAAGAACUGGCACUGUACCUAAAAUUUGUCAGUGCCUCAAGCAAUGGAGCUUCUGGGAGUACUACAGCCAGUAAUGGAGCUAAUGGCAACACAGGAUUAACAAGGCCAAUGCAGAGGAAACUCGUUAAUCUCGUUAAUUGCCAGUUAGCUGAAGAGGAAGGUAGAACACGUGUAAUGAGAGCUGCACGAAGUCUUGGUGAGCGCACAGUCACAGAACUAAUGCUCUUGCAUCAGAACCCACAACAGCUGUCGGCAAAUCUUUGGGCUGCUGUUCGUAACCGUGGUUGCCAGUUUCUUGGACCAGCGAUGCAGGAGGAGGCAUUAAAAUUGAUAUUGCUUGCAUUGGAAGGUGGUGAGGCAUUAUGCAGAAAGGUACUUGUGCUGUUUGUUGUCCAAAAACUGGAGUCAAUGUUUCCUCAGGCAUCAAAAACAAGCAUUGGCCAUGUUGUCCAGUUACUCUACAGAGCUUCUUGCUUUGUUGUGACAAAGAGAGAUGAUGACUCUUCUCUGAUGCAGCUAAAAGAACAGUUCCGGACCUAUGACGCUCUUCGCAGAGAGCAUGAUGCUCAGAUAGUACAGAUAGCAAUGGAAGCAGGGCUUCGUAUAUCUCCUGAGCAAUGGUCGUCUGUCUUGUACGGUGAUCUGGAGCACAAAUCCCACAUGCAAUCUAUCAUUGACAAGCUCCAAACACCACAGUCCUUCUCCCAAAGCAUCAUAGAGUUGAUAUUCGCAUUACAAAGAUCCAAUGACCCUGGUGAACUGAUCAAGCUAAGACCACAUUUUGAACUACUUUCAAAUAUUGAUGCUUCACCAGAAGCCGUUGCACCUACCUGGGAUAAGCUGGAGGAAGCAAUGAAUGCUGUCCACGCAGUAGUCAGUGGACUGGUGAACUUUGCAAGGACAUAUGGCAACAAAAUGAAAGGUUCAGUGGAUCCACCUCAGCCAAACCACAAUUACAGCAAAUAUAAAACCAGCUUGUGCAGAGAUCAACAGAAACCAGGUGGUUGUCCCAGAGGUUCACAGUGCUCCUUUGCACACUCUGAAGAAGAACUGGAAAAAUUUGGAAGAAGAAGAACAAAAACCAAGAGUAAUGUUGUUGCAAGAGGUCCGUCGUCCAUGUCAUCAGAUCUGUGCUACUCUUCCAUGGAAAGUGGUUUGGACCAAGCUUCCAGUGGUGGAGCCACUCAAUCCCAGCAGAUGAAUGGGUCGGCAAGAUCAUCACCUUUAGGUGGUGAACUAGGAGCUAACUCCUUUGCACCCACCCCGCACCAGUAUCGCAGGGUCAACCCAGAUCCUAUGCCAAGAAUAAAACAGAUGAACAUCCACACCACUGGCCCACAAGGCUAUUCUUCUUCUUCCUUUGAGAACCAAAGAAUGUCAUACCCUUCAAAUGGGGAGAGAAGUAAUGGUUUUUAUUACCCAAGUAAUGGCUAUCCUUCUACUGGAUCUGUCCCUCUACCAUCCCCAGGGAUCGUUGAUAAAGGCCCUCCACCAGGGCUACUACCGUCACCUAGCAGCUCUCCACUGACAAUCCAAGAGGACAGUAUAAAUGGAUCACGUGACAGCAUGCUCAAUGGACAUGCCGAUAAUGGAAUGCCUUUACGCAGGGUGCGCCCACGUCAGUUUGAUCCUCAGAUGCCUCGUAGAACAACGGGGUACAUGCCGUCAUAUGAUUCAGGAUAUGGAACUAACCAAGAACCAUACAACUAUAGUGCACAAGGAAGUGUCCACCCUGCUAGCUUUGGAAGGUAUCCAUAUCAUGACAGCAUGCCAUAUGGUAUGCCAAAUACGUCUUGCCGUCCUGAUGCAGCAGCAUAUGACUACUACCAGUAUGGACCAGGGCCGUACAGUAGGCCUGAGCUGUAUGUAGACAGCUAUCCUAUGCCGAAUAUCAAUGCAAGGAUACUAAGAGAGGAAAUGAAAUAUGUCAAGAGAAGUCCAUACAUUCCUGAUGAAAUGGAGCUUCAAGACUCUCCACGUACAAGUGACCUAGGUGAAGAAACAACAGAUCACCUCACAAGGGACUAUUACCUUGAUGACUGGUUACGAGAUUACAAGCCUGUAUCCCAGAGAAAAGACACUACCCUGUCUAAUGCUAGUAGUGGAGUCGGCAGUGCUUCUCCCCUGAGUCACUCUCCUGCAGCUAGUCAGUCGUCGUCUUCCAGUCUGUCACCUCGUCAAGAGAGUCCAGUUGGCUGGUGUAGUGGUAGCGAUGGGGAUAAGAUAUUACAGACAUAUAUCUUUGAUAAGGCUUCUACUGCCAAGUCAUCGUUAUCAGACUCAAUAUGGAAUGGAGAGAUGAGGAAAUUGUGGCACCAGCCCUUGGUUGACAGCCGAUCAGGAUUUGAAAGGAUUGAUGCAGAACAAAUUAACAAAGAUGAACAGAUUGCUCGUCGCCUGCAAGAGGAAGAAAACAAGACAUCUUCACUUGACAGCAAAGCCAUUGACAAGGGUGACAGCUUAAUCAGGCAGAGAAGAGAGCUGGAAGAACAAGAACGAAGCAAGGCCAGAAGAGAACAGGAGGAAAAUGAUCGACGUAUUGCAUUAGAAGCCCAGGCUUUGGAAGAGGAGGAAGAAAUGAAACGUAGUCGAAUAUCCGAGCAUGAAAGAUUAAUCAAUGAACGCCGCAAACUCCUUGCUAAACAAAAUAAAGAACAACAAGAACUCAAAGACCGACGAUUAGCCCAAAAAAUAGCUUAUGAGGAUGCUCAAAAGGCAGGGCUGGUGUCCAAUCGUCCAAUGAGCUACAGCUCUAAAUUACGUCCACGGACAUCUGCAAGCUGUCCAUUUCACAUGUCUCGCAUGAAUGAUGUCAGAACAGGCAGUUUCAAUGCCUUUGGCAGCAUUGGUUCCUACAGAAAUGGGUGUGGUUCAUAUUUUGGAGGGGAAGAUGAUGUCAUAGAUGGGCCAACGCUGAAUACAUGCCAUUCAUGUAGGAAAGACGAUGUCUUGACAUACAAUUGAUGAUGAAUACAAGAUAUGGGUAUUUUCUAUAUUGAUAAAUUUAAAAAUAAUUAUAAUGUAUCUAGCAUCUAGUUUACACUGCUCUUUGUUUCAAAAUGUUUUGAUAGUGUUUUUCCCCCAACAAUAUUAUGUACCAUGUCCAAAUUUAUGACUCUAAACAGAUGUGAUGCAUGUCUUUGAGUAUGACACCAAGUCUUUUUCUUGUGGCUUUCUUGUUGAGUGGAGCCUGGGAAACAGGAAGUGGUGCCCAUUCCUCUUYGCACCCCUCUUUUCCAGACUCCUUUGUGGUAAGAAAGCACGGUGUAGGCAACACGAAGUAAACCUUUUAAACAUUUAAUAAGAUGAUUAAUUGAGAAUUGAAUGCAUAGAUUAAGUUAAUCCUGUCAGAAUAGAAAUGAGAACCAUUACUAUUUCUAUUCUAGAAUCUCACUAUAGAUAUUGUUGUUCGGCAUAUUUUAGCCCAAUUACCUAAUGUGCACAGGUACGCAAUUAAAUUGGACUCUUCUGAUAUGACGGAGGAAAUAGGAAGUGGGAUGUGAAGAUGAGAAGGAAGCAGUGAACUCACCUACAGACCUACUUGCCUACAGACCUACUUGCCUACAGACCUACUUACAUAAAAAAUUGAGUUGGUCUGUGGGCAAGUUUGCUGUAAUUCAGUAGAAUUUAUCAAAACUCUUGAAAACUCUUGAAAUAAGUCUUUGUUUUUAACCCUCUUUAGAAAUAUUAUUCAUUCAUUAGAGUUUUUUAACCUCAGCCCUGGGAAGAAUAAUUUUCUCAAGAACAUCAAUGACAAUCUUCUCCUCCUAAAUGCUAUGUGAAUAAUGGAAGUGAAAAAAAACAAAAACUACACAAAUGCUCAGAACAUGUGGCAAUCAUUUGCUAGAGGCAAAUGAAAUAACAAAACUUUUGGCUGCUAUUUUUGGUCGAUAAAAGAAAUUUACCAUAGUACGUACUAGCUGUGAAAACUAGUUAGUGACCCCUUUUCCCCCAUUAGCCUUGCUUUCGAGAUAUCAAGAACACUAAAAGAAUAUAUGACUGCAGAUUCAACUGUAAUACCAGCUUUUCCAACCCUCUUCCUAUCCUACAUCAUAUCACUGGAUCAAUAAUGUACAGUAACUAAGUAUUAAUAAUUAGUAUUGCAGUUUUACAAGGUACUCUAUUACUUACUCUAGAAUGUAGAAUCUUGGCAAUGAAAUUAUGAUCCUUUUUAGUGAUCUAUUGAUGUAAAUUUAUAAUUGAAAUUGUCUAAAAGAAAAGAUACAAAAUUUCCCCUUAUUUUGUGAUUCCCAAUGCAAUCUAGCCUAGAAAAAAAUUUGUAGAAAAUGAUUUUUAAUUUUUUUAAAAAAGCUUUGGAGAGCAUGAUUUGUGUCAUCUGUUUAGAUGUGCUAGUGUAAUGCUAGAUUACAUUACCAUAUAUCCGUGAAAAUGUAGCAAGAAAUUGCACAAAUCUGCAGAAAUCAGCAAGUUUAGGAAACCUCAGUAGAGUGCAAACUAUAUAUCCUUGAAAUAGUACUAAUUAGUACAAAAUAGCACCAAUGAAACAAUUGAAAAUACAAGAAAUACAUGUGUUUAGUACUAUUUGGCUCUUGUGCUAUUCCAUGGAUAUAUGGCUUGCACUCUAGACCGCCAUAAACYUACAAAACUUUGCACUAAUUUGUACAAUUUUGUUAGUUAACUUUUCACAGAUAUAUGGUGUGCACUCUAGGAAUGAGUUAGACUGGCUAUGCUGUGUUAUUGUUUGUAGCAAUGCGUGCAAUGUUUCAUGUGUAUUUGGUGUGUCAGUAAGCAAGAAAGAAGUAGAAUUCUAAAAAACAAUUUCUUUCAAAAACGAAAAUGAGCCUUUAUUGAUCACUCUAGUUGUUGUUUUAGAUAUUAUUUUUGAGCAUUUUUCAGUUCUAACUGUUAUCAUAUUUAUAAAGUUUUAGUUACUUGUUAGUUUAUACGUGUGUGCAUCCAUUACAUACUUAUUUUCUUGCAAGUUAAUGUUGUGUAAGUGGGUAAAAUAUGGUAAAUGUAUUUAUGUCAACCCUUGAAUUUUCAUGAGAAUUGAACAAAAUUUCUGGUCUAUUUUUCCUAAAGUCAGGAUAAAUUUGUAGAGUGAUAUUUUUGAAUUUCAAGCAAUUUUCACAUGCUAAAAAGGCAAGGCUAUUUUGUAAUCUAUGUGAAUUUUUAGGGUUAAAGAAAGCAAAAAGUACUUUAGUUACUGCUUAUUUAGCAUAAGAUUAUUCAUUUAUAGAAUUAUAGUUAGGUAUAGUACUGCAUGCCAAUAGACAUGCACUCAUUAGUAUUUGUACUUUAGUUGCGAAAACACUAAUAUUACAAAGCAAUGUUAAAAUGAGAAAAGCAAAAAACCUCAUUUGCUUCUCAGGUGUUUAGCCAACUGAAAGUAAGUCUAUUCCAUUUUGUUAAUUAAUUAAUUAAGAUUAGACCUUAUGAUAAACUUUAAUGUAAAUUAACUUUACAAAGAAUCUUGGCAUGCAUUGAUUCCUUUAAAUCUUUUUUGGAUUGAUGCAAUAUUUUUCCAUGGGUGUAAAACCAAUUGUAGAUAAGUUUAUUAAUGUAAUUGAGGGGAAAAGUUUCAAUUUCUAAUGUUAACUGUGAAUUUUUAACAGUUCUAGAAUUUCAUGAAGAUUGUAUCCACAUGUUAACAAAUUUUAAAGAAGAGAACCGUGGACUAUGCUACAUGGCUCCAAACUUUUUGGUGACAAACAGUGCUUCAAGUGUAGCAUUUUUAAGGAAAUUGCCUACUGCUUUUCCUUGGAUCUCUUCAAUAACGACUUUUUGGAUACAGUACAAUUCUUUCAUGAAGUUUUUCAAUUAUUUUUUGUUGAUUCAAUUGUAGAUAAUUUGAUUCUGGGGAAGAUCUUAGAAUUCUUUUCACACAGUAAGCAAUAGAAAUAAUUAUAGUUGAUUAUGUUGUAACAGAAUUCUCUUAGUGUAUAAAAAAAUGGUGUGUGAUUGGUUCAAGUAACAAUGGAUAAUUGUGGCAAAGAAGGUGUUAAGACUGCUAUGCUUAUCACUUAGUAAGAAACAAGGAAGUGGCACCAAGAGAACAAUGUCAGGGGCAACUGCAUAAGGUUAUUACGUCAACAAGUCUUAAAGCGAAGAGGCUGGUGUCGAUGUAAUAACCUUAUGCCAUUGCACCUAACAUUGGACUUUUGAUAGUAAAGCAUAAUGACUCCAAACUUUCUUAUUUCUUACUCCAUUGAUAAGCCUUCUCAUUCACUUCUAUGCACACACCAUGGUACUUCCCCCAAGGGUACAUUAUGCUUAAAUUAUCUUGAGUGACUCGCAAGCGAGUGGCCUGUCUGCCAGUAGCAGAUAGACAAGAUAUCUCCGUGUGAUUAAAUGAUUUGUAUAAAUAAAUUGUUCUUCCUAUAGACCUUAUAUAGUGCAGGUAUACCAUUGGAAUAUUAGUUUUGUAAAAGAUGGUAGUGACUGUUGAUAAUUAAACAGGUUAUUAACAUAAA
Molecule: messenger RNA, 7188 nt
Organism: Actinia tenebrosa (Australian red waratah sea anemone)
Lineage: Eukaryota; Metazoa; Cnidaria; Anthozoa; Actiniaria; Actiniidae
Biological process (GO): ubiquitin-dependent protein catabolic process; nuclear-transcribed mRNA catabolic process, deadenylation-dependent decay; protein polyubiquitination
Cellular component (GO): cytoplasmic stress granule
Molecular function (GO): ubiquitin protein ligase activity; RNA stem-loop binding; double-stranded RNA binding
Source: RefSeq, a predicted model, not a curated record